CGGAAAUGUCCUGUGUUGAUCUGGAGACUUUAAGGGUGUUUAGUAAGCAGAAGACGAGGCUCUAUCCACAGCGCGUAUACAGCGUGAACGCGCAGCAUCGCGCGCGCUAAAGCUGCUAAUCUUUGGCAGCUGGGAGCUCAGAGUCAGCGGUAUCCCAAAGCAGCAGAUCGCAGCUAAGCUGCAACUCCAACAGUAUCGAACUGGAGGAAAAUACAAGAAUACAUUAUCUUGUUGUCUUAAAAAAAACCCCACUUCAACAAGCGAUUUUUUUUUUGUAUCACGAACAGUCCACCGGCGUAGUUGCCUUCGUUCUGGGACAUUUUUCAUUUACGGAUAGAAGACACCUGCCAGUAUGAAGGUGUAGGGGGAGGAUCACUAAUCUGCUGGGAAAGCAGGAAACGGGUUGUUUCUUUGUAUUAAGGAGUAAUCAUUCCUGUUUGUUCUGCGGAUAUUUGCAUUUUCAUUUGCUUUGGUUUGGAGUCCGGUCGCUUGGAUUGUUAGGAUUUGGGGGUGAACUGCAUGUCUUUGACAUAAAAUUCGAUGUUUGCUCAUAGCUGGGAAAUACCGUCAGGAACAAGUGAAGCGGGCGGUUUGCUGGGAGAACUUAAACUGUGCAAUUGAUCCCCCUUUUUAAUGCGUGAUGUACCUGGAAUGAAAAGCGGAGAAUGGAAAUUCUUUGGGAAAUAUUUUUUAUUCUUCAAGCAAAUUUCAUCGUUUGCAUAUCUGCCCAGCAAAAUUCACCGAAAAUCCAUGAAGGCUGGUGGGCAUACAAAGAGGUUGUCCAGGGGAGCUUCGUUCCAGUUCCAUCUUUCUGGGGGCUAGUGAAUUCAGCCUGGAAUCUGUGCUCAGUUGGAAAAAGACAAUCUCCGGUCAACAUAGAAACCAGCCAUAUGAUUUUUGACCCCUUUCUCACUCCUCUGCGUCUGAAUACAGGAGGUCGAAAGUUUGGCGGAACUAUGUACAACACAGGCCGGCAUGUCUCCCUUCGUCUGGAUAAAGAGCAUUUGGUAAACAUCUCAGGAGGACCCAUGACGUACAGCCACCGGUUGGAAGAGAUCCGGUUACACUUUGGCAGUGAAGACGGUCAAGGCUCAGAACAUCUACUCAAUGGACAGGCUUUCUCUGGGGAGGUUCAACUUAUACACUACAACCAUGAGCUAUAUACAAACUACACAGAAGCAGCCAAAAGUCCAAAUGGAUUGGUGAUAGUUUCUAUAUUUAUGAAAAUAUCUGAAUCCUCAAAUCCAUUUCUAAAUCGAAUGCUAAACAGAGAUACCAUCACAAGAAUAACAUACAAAAAUGAUGCAUAUCUACUUCAAGGGUUAAACAUAGAGGAGCUCUAUCCUGAAACCUCUAGUUUUAUUACCUAUGAUGGAUCAAUGACUAUCCCUCCAUGCUUUGAAACUGCGACAUGGAUUGUAAUGAACAAGCCGGUGUAUGUAACACGGAUGCAGAUGCAUUCUUUACGGCUGCUAAGUCAGAACCAGCCAUCGCAGAUAUUUCUAAGCAUGAGCGACAAUGUGAGGCCAACACAGCCCCUGAAUAACCGCUGUAUUCGCACCAACAUCAACUUCAGCGUGCAAGGAAAGGACUGCCCCAACAAUAGAGCGCAAAAGCUGCAGUAUCGAGUGAAUGAAUGGCUUCUCAAAUAGUAACUAUAGAAAGUACAUUAGUAUCCGUAUUAACAAAAAAAGGAAAAACUUCGUAUCACAAGACUGCAUCUAUCACUUCUUCGAUGGACUUCGUAACAUUGUACAGAAAGAAAAGCAGAUAAAUGUGACUUUUGCACACUUAGCAAAGAGACCUUAAUUUCAUACUUCGACAACAUUUGAACACGAACUACUGAAAUACAAAUAUAUCUAUUAAACUUUUGAUACCUAAUGUUUUGGAGAGAACAGAAAAAUAUUUAAAAAAUAAAAACAGCAAAAAAACAGAUGGAGCUUUUAUUUCAUUGCCUCAUCGUCAGUGGGGGAAAAAGAAAGACUUUUUAGCCUUUGUACAUAUGGACACCUUGCUACAUAUAUCUCAGAACAACAUAACUGUGAAGUUGUGUUCCAGGAGCCAUGUGAUGCUUUGAGAGCUCAUUAUUACAUUCUUGUCAUUGAACUGAAGGCAUGCAGACCAUGAGGAUGUGGGAGCAACCAUAAGUCUACUUAUUCAAGUUUUUUUUAGAAAAAAGGAUAAUGUCUGCGUGAGUGUUUGGCCUUGUAAAUAUUAUUACUACCGCUGAAAAAAAAAAAGUAAAAAAGAGAAGAGUUAAGUAUUUUCCGCUUGGUGCACUUCGAAUUCUGGAGACAUAUUGAGCUGAUGCCUUUUUUUCUGUUUAAUUGUUUACAAUGGUCAUACACUGUGUUUGGUUAAUGUCAACAGCCCAAUAAAUGUGUUUGGAAAGUAAAA
Messenger RNA from Lepisosteus oculatus (spotted gar), 2397 nucleotides. It is a transcript of the gene ca10a, whose product is annotated as carbonic anhydrase Xa. Gene Ontology annotation, molecular function: carbonate dehydratase activity; zinc ion binding. The record is from RefSeq and is a predicted model, not a curated record. Lineage: Eukaryota; Metazoa; Chordata; Actinopteri; Semionotiformes; Lepisosteidae.